Molecule: messenger RNA, 1001 nt
Organism: Toxorhynchites rutilus septentrionalis
Lineage: Eukaryota; Metazoa; Arthropoda; Insecta; Diptera; Culicidae
Exons: 2
Coding region: 249-806 (185 amino acids)
Source: RefSeq, a predicted model, not a curated record
GCCAACAGGGUGGGGAAUAAUCGAUUCGUUUAUAUCGCGCACCCCCUCACCACCAUCCCCAUUCUAAGAACACCAAACAAAGCGCGCUGUUUGCGGCAAUCCAAUGCAAACAGUCCGCUCGCGAAGUCCAGCGCAAAUUUUGGCGCGCUCCAAUCGCAGCUAGACGUCGUAUUCCUUUUGGGAAAGUUUUUACGCGUUAGAAUUGCCGUGAAUCAGAAGUGCACUGCAGCUCACACGUCUUGGAUGCAAUGGAUAAAGCCGGAGAACCGGGAAACGAUAAAAAGCCAGCCGAUACAGCGCUAGGCGCGGUUGUGUUCGUAUCGGGUGACCCUGAACAGGAGUCACCCAAGAAACUCUCAAUUGUUGUUAAUUGGAAGAAGCUGAUAAGCCUCCAAGUGGUGCUUAUGUUGGGUCAAGUGAUCAUCGGAAUCACCAUUCUCGCGGCGAUUUCAACGGAGCCCUUCUGGAAACAUUCCUCGACCGAGUGGAAAGCGCUCAUUUUUGUGACCUACAAUGCCACCGCCGUGACCGUGUUGCGACUGAUUGAUGCUAUCGUCGGAGGUCAGCCUGUGCGAAGGUUGUUCGUGCUGCCAGACGGGGACAGGCUGGAGCUGUGGUUUGUUGGGCUGGUGGCGUUCUUGCUGCACCUGUUUUCUUUCUUUGUUACUGGAUCUAGCCUAGUGGCGACCAUCGGUGGAUAUGUGGCUGCCGUGUUGUACUUCGCCGAUUGGUGUCGAAUGCAUCGGGUCAGGGCGAGUGGAUCUGCGGGAGCACAGGGGAACCCAGUUGUGGUUGGUUCUACCUGAAGUGGAUGCUGAACGCAAAGGAAAUGGAACAAAACACGUGUUUGGAAGAUUAUUUGCACAACUAAGACGUAAAAGUAACACUUUCCCAUGUUUUUAUAUGCAUUGUGGUUAAACCUCGUCUUUUGAUGUAUAACGUCUGUACUUCUACAUAUUAUUCAACCAAUAAAUAAACUUCAAUGUGAUUUUUACGCACUU